This is a messenger RNA of Hyaloscypha bicolor E, 528 nucleotides long. RefSeq lists its product as uncharacterized. The record is from RefSeq and is a predicted model, not a curated record. Bases 1 to 528 code for a protein of 175 amino acids. Lineage: Eukaryota; Fungi; Ascomycota; Leotiomycetes; Helotiales; Hyaloscyphaceae. The transcript has a single exon.
AUGUGCGAAGGCGAGAAAGAGGCAUACCAUGACGACGAUUUCUGGGCCGAUCAUGAUGAGGACUGCCAUGGGGACAUAGACAACUUUAUAGAUGAUUCCGAUUAUGCUGAGGGGUUCAAAUGGUCUUGUUGCGAUGAACUUGGGGAUAAUGAAGGCUGCAAGUCGACAAAACAUAAGGCGGCUGUGAACGAAGUUCGGUAUCCAGUUCCUGUCCCUGUUUCUGUACCCGAGUCCGCCGGCAGGAAACGAAAGGCAGAGAAGGAAAUGGAGCGGCCAACAUACGCACGAUGUAGGAACUGUGAGCGAAGAUUUGAUGUCCAUGACAACGAGACGAAAUCCUGUCUUCAUCAUCCACGCGGUGUGGAUAUUGACAACGAGGGAGAGCAUUGGUGUGAUUGGGACGAGGACUGCCACGGGGACAUCUGGUCGCUGAGAGAUGAUCCUGACCAUGCAGAUGGUUUCAUGUGGUCGUGUUGUGAAGGCCCGCUGGAUGAUCCAGGGUGCCAGAAGAGGAGACAUGAGUUGUGA